AUGAGGAGUUGCGAAGACGGCAGUGCACACCUUGGAAGUUGCGGUGAAGCCGCCGCUUUUCGAUCUCGGAGACUUUGCUCACGCGGAUAUGCACAACUCUCCAUUCUGCUCUUUUCUCGCGGUGUACUUUGCGUCUCCCAGGAAGAAGCCCUCUCCACGAGAUCUUACCCUUCCCCCGUCUCCUUGCGGGGAGCGGAUUUGCUGCUUGAUCAGCUGUACGGAUUGCUGCAGUGCCUCUUCAACAUUGGUGCGCUUCAGCGGCUGGCAACUCCCUGUCUGGAAGCUCUUGAAGCAAACACGAGGAACUGCGUGUGCAGCACCUUCCUUCCCUAUCUCUCUCCCCGCAACUCCGCUGCUUCGUCUGCGAAUGCCUUGAAGCCUCAUAGAAGCGAUCUUCUGCUGCAGGCUUCCUGCCUUCAAAGCAGUGCAGAUUCUUUCGCAAAUGCCAAGGCAGCACCAGCUGUAACAGUAGCAACAGCAACAGCAACAGCAGCUACAGCAACGGGCCCCCUGCAGGAAGCACAAGAAUUCUCUCCACUUCACGCUGACGACACGCAGUUAAAUAGUGACUCAGAAGACGGAAUAAACACGGAAGAACGCCAACAGCGACAACAAAGACUGGCUGCAAGAGACAGAGAGCAGACACGCACAUACUCUGUCCUUGAUGCAUAUGACGCAACAACAAAAUCACCACCAACAGAAAGCACUCCUGAGACUGCAUCCUUGACAGCCGGCCUAGCGAGAGCUCCACCAGGAUGUUUCAGCUCGAUCGACAGCUCUGAACACCCCCCCAGCACGCCACAAAGCUGUAGCAGCCUUCACAAUGCGGCAGCAGCAGACCUCUUUUGCGCAGACGCAUCGAGUGGAAAUACAGCAGCAGCAUCUGAUAGUCGGCUACUGUGGCAUCGCACUGAAGGACCUCUCUUUCGACCACCACUGCCACGAUCAUGGAGUAUCCUCAGACAGGAGUCUGGCAGAAUUCACGCCAUGUCUCUGGAAUGCGCUGGGCAGGAGAGUCGACAGGAGAAGUAUUUCACUCCGCUUAUGCUCGUUAGAGCCUUCAAACGACUGGAUGCAGUGUACAGGCUUUCUUCGAGGUCGUUCGCCCCCCCCUCGCGCAACGAGUGCCGAAAUCUCCUCAAUUUAGCGCAGAUUUUUGCGAGCCGCCAGCGGCUGCGGCUGUUGACGCUCGAUGGUGACGAGACACUUUAUCCUAAUGGAGAAAACUUUUGCCACGAGGAGAUGGGUCGUAAUAUUGCACAGCUCCUGAGGAAGGGGGUAGCUGUGGCAGUCGUUACGGGUGCAGUCAGGAGAUUACCUCCCUUGCCGCUGAAAUGUUUACCUCCUGCUGCACUGCCUGUAGGCUACGGAUACGAGGCUGAAAAGUAUGCAGUCCGGCUGGGAAUCCUCUUGACUAUUUUCGCACAAGAACGUCUGCCUCCCAAAGCAACCAGGAGAUUUUUUCUCAUGGGUGGAGAAUCUAAUUAUCUCCUUCGCUUGUCUUCCAGUCUCAAGCUGGAACCAGUUCCGGAGGAGCUGUGGAGGGGUUAUAGACCUCCGAUCGAAGCGGCAGACUGUGAACGUUUGUUGGACGUAUCAGAGAGGAGUUUGGUGCUGCUUUCAAAGGAUCUUGGUCUCGAGGGUAAUGUCAUUAGGAAGCAAAGAGCAGUGGGAUUGGUUCCAAGAGACGACGCAACAAACAAAGUUCGUUUCGGAUGCGUGGAUAACAAGGGGAUGCACAAAGAAAGCCUAGAAGAAGGCGUCAUGCGUGUCAGACGAGACAUUCGCGCGGCUUUUGGAGGGGACUGCCCGGUUCCCUACAGUGUCUUUACAGGAGGAUGCGACAUUUGGGUAGACGCUGGAAACAAAGCCGAAGGCGUAGCCUUGCUUCAAGGGCUUUUAAAACUCAAACCUGAGCACUGUCUCCACGUGGGAGAUCAGUUUGACCUCGUUGGGAACGACCUUGCUGCAAGGAUCUGUUCACCAACCCUCUGGAUUCGCAAUCCAAAGGAGACAGCAGCAGUCAUUUGGGAGCUGCUGCAAGCGGACUCCGAGAAUGAAGAAGAGAGCAGUCCAUAG
Cyclospora cayetanensis is the source of this 2079-nucleotide messenger RNA. RefSeq lists its product as uncharacterized. The record is from RefSeq and is a predicted model, not a curated record. Gene Ontology annotation, biological process: inosine salvage; nicotinamide riboside biosynthetic process; nucleotide metabolic process. The transcript is spliced from 9 exons. Gene Ontology annotation, molecular function: magnesium ion binding. Lineage: Eukaryota; Apicomplexa; Conoidasida; Eucoccidiorida; Eimeriidae. The coding region runs from base 1 to 2079 and encodes 692 amino acids.